CUCCACUCGGCUCCGUUCGGCCGCGCUCGGCUCCUUUCGCCCCCCCCGCCCCGGCCGAUGGCUGCGGGCCGCCGCCGCUCCCCCCCGGGGCCGUGCUGCCCCCCGGGGGCGGCGGUGCCGGGCGUGAGGCAGAGCCUGGCCGAGAUGGACUUCGAGCGGGGGAUCUGGGCGGCAGCGCGGGACGGGGACGAGGCGCGGGUGCUGCAGCUGCUGGAGCGGCGGGGGGAGCCCAGCGAGACCGACACGGCCGGGUACACCGCGCUGCACUACGCCAGCCGUAACGGGCACCUGGGGGUGUGCCGCCUGCUGCUGCAGCGCGGUGCCCGCUGCGACGCCCGCACGCCCGGCGGUGCCACCGCCCUGCACCGCGCCUGCUACUGCGGCCACCUGCCCGUGGUCCGGCUCCUCCUGGAGCACGGCGCCGACCCCUCCGCCGCCGACGGGGACGGCCGCACCGGGCUGCACAAGGCGGCUGAGUGUGGCCACCGGGACGUCUGCGCCCUGCUCCUGCAGCUCGACCCCGCGCUGGCGGCCGCCCUCGACGCCCGGGGACGACGGCCCUGCGACACGGCGGACCCCGCGCUCCAGGACCUGCUGGAUGGCUGAGGGGGGAGCGGUGAGGCCGGUGUGGAUUUGGGGGGGGGGGGGACCCGCAGGGCUCUGUCCCCGCUGGAAAAAAAGAACAAAACCAGGUCCCGGCACCAAAA
Messenger RNA from Anas platyrhynchos (mallard), 707 nucleotides. It is a transcript of the gene ANKRD39, whose product is annotated as ankyrin repeat domain 39. The record is from RefSeq and is a predicted model, not a curated record. Gene Ontology annotation, molecular function: protein binding. NCBI's taxonomy places the organism in Eukaryota, Metazoa, Chordata, Aves, Anseriformes, Anatidae.